Molecule: messenger RNA, 1047 nt
Organism: Thlaspi arvense
Lineage: Eukaryota; Viridiplantae; Streptophyta; Magnoliopsida; Brassicales; Brassicaceae
Source: the annotation of a GenBank genome assembly
AUGGGUUGGAUCCCGUGUUCUGGGAAAUUGAGCGGGAGGACUAAGACAAGGAGGAACAGUGACGAAAAGCUGAGCAGGAAUUGCUCUGUGUCUACAGGUAUGCUCUUUAGAACGAUGCCAAGCUACAAACUUCGAUUCUGGGUUAGACCCUUCUCUAGCCAAAACUUUGAAAAUUCAUUGAUCUUGAAAAACACUUUUUUUUUUUUUUGGGUAGAGAAAGCUAAGGCCAAAUUGUCCGUGAGUGAAUCCAAAAGCAAAGGGUCAGAUAACAUUGUGGCACAAACGUUUACAUUCUCGGAGCUAGCUACUGCCACUAGAAACUUCAGAAAAGAAUGCCUUAUAGGGGAAGGAGGAUUUGGUAGAGUUUACAAAGGAUACUUACCAAGCACUAGCCAGACAGCGGCCAUCAAGCAGCUCGAUCACAAUGGUUUACAAGGAAACAGAGAGUUCCUCGUCGAGGUUCUGAUGUUGAGUCUUCUUCAUCAUCCGAAUCUUGUUAACCUAAUUGGAUAUUGUGCGGAUGGAGAUCAAAGGCUUUUGGUGUAUGAGUACAUGCCUCUAGGGUCACUGGAAGAUCAUCUGCACGACAUUUCACCUGGUAAGCAGCCACUUGACUGGAACACCAGAAUGAAAAUAGCAGCAGGUGCUGCAAAAGGGUUGGAGUAUCUGCAUGAUAAAACCAUGCCUUCGGUGAUCUAUCGGGAUUUGAAAUGCUCCAAUAUUUUGCUCGGCGAUGACUACCAUCCGAAGCUAUCUGACUUCGGUCUGGCUAAACUUGGCCCAGCAAGACCUUUGUUCAAAGACAGGAGGAAAUUUGCUCAAAUGGCUGAUCCAAUGCUUCAAGGACAAUACCCUCCGCGAGGAUUGUACCAAGCACUCGCUGUAGCGGCGAUGUGCGUGCAAGAGCAGCCAAACCUAAGACCCCUCAUCGCUGAUGUUGUCACUGCUCUCACUUACCUCGCCUCCCAAAAAUUUGAUCCUAUGGCUCAGCCGGUCCAAGGCUCCCUUUUCGCCCCCGCGACUCCACCCAGAUCAAAGAGGCUCUGA